Cotesia glomerata is the source of this 1141-nucleotide messenger RNA. RefSeq names its product extensin-like. Bases 200 to 1075 code for a protein of 291 amino acids. NCBI's taxonomy places the organism in Eukaryota, Metazoa, Arthropoda, Insecta, Hymenoptera, Braconidae. The transcript is spliced from 7 exons. The record is from RefSeq and is a predicted model, not a curated record.
AAAAAUAACUCGCGAAGAAGACGUAAGAGAAUUGGUGGAGGAAACCGAAAUCUCGAGGUUCCAGCUUUAAAGCUUUUACAAUUGAAUUUCAGUUACAUUUUAACAAUCUUCUUCUUCGAACUAGCGACGCUACUUUUGUAAAUAUCCACUAAAUUAUUUGAAUAAGUAAAUUUUCCACGUGAAAAAAAUAAUCAACAAAAUGCUGGCAGGCCAAGCGCCAAAGUUUGUUAACAAACAAUUUAAUUCCCCUAUAAACCUGUACUCACCUCAAGCUAUUCAGGAGACAUUAGAAAAACAGACGAGAUUAUUAUCGAAUGGUGCCGUUGGAAUUGAUUUCAACCAACUGGCAAAGCCAGCUAAUCUGCAAAACAGCGCGGUGCUUAAAAUGCUGGAAGAAGAAGAAACUAGACUGCGAAAUGGUGGUCAGCCCGGUUUAAGAAGAGUUGCCUGGCCACCACCUCAGGACCACGACCAAGUUGAUUACAUCGAACAGUCUCCAGUUCAAGCUAAGACACGUGGACUUGGUGAACACGUUUCAUAUCAAAGCAGUCCUGUAUCAGGGCCAUCACCUCAACCAAUCAGUCCCGGUGGGUCUCUAAAACAGCCUUCACACUUCCAACAUCAACCGAAUCUCAAAAAUUGGGCGCCAGUUACGCCACCGACAACUUCGCCGACUCCGACCUGGAACCAGCACUCGAAUCAAUUGCCAUCACACUACCAACCGCAAAGUCUGCCAGUAAAUUUUGAACCUCCUCCAACGACGAUCACUCUUAGACCAAAAGCGCCGUUUUCACAAGAUCCAGCGCCAGUUUAUCAAGCCCAGCCAGCUGCUACGAUGGCACCUAUGAGCGGAGUAAUGAGAGGAGAUUUGAAGUGGCCUCCAGAGUCGGUCAAACAACAAUCAGAACUCGAAAACCAAGCGAGAAUGGCACUAGCCAAAGGCCCGGCUUUCAGACCACGACGUGUUAAUAAAGAUUAUGGAGAAUUCUUUGCUCAACACGCUCUCAACAGUAAUUACCCAGGGUACCGAGCUCCUCCUGGUACUCAAUACUUUACACCGUCUUAUCAGCAUUAACUCAGACUUAUUUUUAAUUAUAUAGAAAUUAUAAAUUUUCUCUAAUUACUACUAAAAAAUUUUUAA